AUGAGAAGUUUCCACAGAGAGUUGUUGGAAAAGUUCGAAGAAAUCGGAGGAGAUGAAUGGCCGCGAUCGGUGAUUCGAGUUAUGAGAGAGUUCAAGCUCGAAUCGGUGGAAGAGUUGAGAGAAGCGUGUGCGAAGGCAGCGCAAGUGCAAGUCGAGGAGAACUUGUUGACGGAGUGCUGGAAGGAGGAAAAGGAGAUGCUCGGGGAGCAAAUCCGAGAAAUCCAGAGAGAAAAGGAAAUGCUCGGGGAGCAAAUCCGGAAAAGUCAGAGAGAAAAGGAGGUGGCUGAGGCUCAGGUCAGGAAGCUGGAGAAGGCGCUGACGAAACCGAGGAAGAAGCUGGAUCCGGAGGAGCGUAAGCCGAAUGGCUUGCGGGAUGAAUCCCAGGAAAUCGCUGUGGAAACAGUGGCGGGUGACGAAAAAACGAGUGAGGAGAAGAAGGUUUUCAUGGUAGGAAAUCUGGGAAUCCGUGUGGAAAACAGGAAUCCGUACAGGGAAACGGCGGAGAAGAGCAAGGAAAUCGCUGUGGAUACAGUGACGGAUGAGGAAAAAGAAGGGAUGAAGCCAAAGAAGACGGUGAUUAGAGAAUCGAAGAUUCUCAUAACUCCGAAAAUCGGCGUGAAGGGAAAAUCCAUCUUUGAGUAUCGGAAAAGUGCGCUGAACACGUGGAAGGAUAAAUUCGAUUUUGCGAAUGUAGAAUCGGUCGUAUUCUUGGUAAAUCUCACGGAAGACGAGGAGACUAACCAAAAGUUGGGUGCACUGGUGCUGGAGUUAGCUGAGGAGGUGAAGGAGAUCACGAUCAUUCCAUACAUGAUGGAGUGUGCAAAAUCGGGAUUGGUGGAAAGUUGGAAACGGAGUUGGAUAACUGCCGGUAAUGUGAAGUGGAACGAUUCGUCUGCGAGUGGCAAAACAGGCGAGAAAUUCAAAACGGUGGAACAACUGCUGGAGUUCCUGGAGGAGAGUACGACGGAGAAUUUGGUGGUGGCCAAGCUGAGAAAGGAGUCGGUGACUUCGGAGGCACGGACAAAGGAGAACAAAUGGAGUCAUCAUUGA
Molecule: messenger RNA, 1050 nt
Organism: Caenorhabditis remanei
Lineage: Eukaryota; Metazoa; Nematoda; Chromadorea; Rhabditida; Rhabditidae
Exons: 1
Coding region: 1-1050 (349 amino acids)
Source: RefSeq, a predicted model, not a curated record